GUUGAGCAUCUUUUCGGCGUCUGAUAAACACUUCGCUUGGUGUUUUGUUAGCGGAGCAGCUAAACUGUGUUUGUGUGAUGUCUAAAACACACGAACCAGCUGCUAUUUAAAUAUCAACACGGCGGUGAUAGGCUUCUUUUUCUUUCUUAUGCGACAAAGGGUCGCUUUCUUUGAGUCGUUCUCCUGGCAUUAAGGAUAUUACAUAAUGUGGCAGUAAGCUGUUGCUAUUGCUUCACAGUGUUUUGCUAACAUAACAUUCAGGUUACAGACGCUUCUCGGCCGCGGUAGUUUUGUUGAAUAAUGGGAUUUAACAGAAUCCACCUUAGCAUAGGAUAUGCUACCUUCGGGACUGUGGUAGGACUUUCGGCUUUCCUGGUUUGGAAUAUCGCCUAUAAACAGCCAUGGACGGCGGCUAUGGGAGGCCUGUCAGGAGUGUUGGCGCUCUGGGCUCUUGUCACACACAUCAUGUACCUACAGGACUACUGGCGCACCUGGCUCAAGGGCCUCAAGUUCUUCAUCGCUGUCGGUGUGCUCUUUUCCAUCUUGGCCGUGACUGCCUUCAUCAUUUUUCUAACGCUGGCCAUCACACAGAAGCAAUCUCUCUCUGACCCAAGGAGCCUCUACCUCUCCUGCGUGUGGAGCUUCCUGACCCUCAAGUGGUCUUUCCUCUUGUCCUUGUACUCGUACCGAUACCGCCAGGAGUUUGCAGACAUCAGCAUCCUCAGUGAUUUCUAGUUGGUGCCAGUUUGACAGACUGCAGUUGACUUGAGGGGAUUUUAGGCUGCCAGCAGGAGCUGGUCAAUGAGCUUUUUUCUUUUCUUUUUCUUUUUAAUCAAAGAGGAGAGAAAGCAGACAUGGCUAGAUUUUUAAGUCAUCUGACUUUCAUCACAUGGAGUUGCACUUGUUGCACUUGCUUAACAAGCUCUGUGUUUGUAUUGUAACCCGUUCUCCCACUUUCAAGAGCUCACAUGUUGCAGUUGUCGUAGCGUGUCAAAAGUCAAAACCCGUAAAGACUGGAACAGUUUUUAUUGAAUAGCUCACAGUCAUUCGUGAAGACACAGGCAGGGGUUUGUUCCAAUGACUUUUAUUGCAGAUGUUUUUUCAGCUAAUAUCUCAAAGGAAAUUCCCACAAUAACAGCUUCUAAUCCAAUGACCAAAACUAAACAGUUUUACCUGAAGUGACUCUGAUACGAGACUCUGUUUAUUGGGAGUGCAUCCAGACCACGGAGCUCUGAACUGCAAAGCUUUCGACAGUCACUGCAUCAGUCUGUCCAUGAGUGCUGGUCAGUUUAUGCCCUUUCCAUUUUGCACAUGAAUUUAUACCUGAAACAGCAGCCUUUGUGAAGGGAACAUGCACAAGACGGAUUCCUCUAAAAAGGACCUGUAGUAACACUUGGGUAUAGGUUAUAAAAAAAAUGUUGUUUAUCCCUUUUAUAAUCAUAUUCAGGAUUCAUUUUGGUUUUAUGGCUGUGGAGUUUUCAAGAAUGUGCAAUGAGUUAGCGCUACUGCGUCCUUUUACAAAAUAACUUCAACACUCAAUAUCCAGCAGUCAUUCAGUAUUACUGUGUUUUUAUUCUUUAAUCUUGGAGAUUUGUGAGGUCCACAGCUACGAACAAUAUAUAGAUGCAUUUCUUUCUUUUUGAGAGUUUUGAGAGCUAUAAGAAGUAUGCAAGCCAGAUCCUGUCAGCAGCGACUGGAUAGGGAUCAAAGGGUAAAAAAAAAAACUUGAUCUGGGAAUAAGUUCCAGUCAGUUGGAAGACGAUCAAUAUCUAAAAACAAUACCGAUGCCAUCCA
Salarias fasciatus (jewelled blenny) is the source of this 1794-nucleotide messenger RNA. RefSeq names its product solute carrier family 48 member 1a (gene slc48a1a). The record is from RefSeq and is a predicted model, not a curated record. Gene Ontology annotation, molecular function: heme transmembrane transporter activity; heme binding. The transcript has 3 exons. Gene Ontology annotation, cellular component: plasma membrane; lysosomal membrane. NCBI's taxonomy places the organism in Eukaryota, Metazoa, Chordata, Actinopteri, Blenniiformes, Blenniidae. Bases 301 to 735 code for a protein of 144 amino acids. Gene Ontology annotation, biological process: heme transport.